This is a messenger RNA of Nerophis ophidion (straightnose pipefish), 5475 nucleotides long. It is a transcript of the gene pdxdc1, whose product is annotated as pyridoxal-dependent decarboxylase domain containing 1. The transcript has 23 exons. The record is from RefSeq and is a predicted model, not a curated record. Gene Ontology annotation, molecular function: pyridoxal phosphate binding; carbon-carbon lyase activity. Gene Ontology annotation, biological process: carboxylic acid metabolic process. Gene Ontology annotation, cellular component: intracellular membrane-bounded organelle. The coding region runs from base 238 to 2565 and encodes 775 amino acids. Lineage: Eukaryota; Metazoa; Chordata; Actinopteri; Syngnathiformes; Syngnathidae.
GUCAGCAUUGCCAGCGUGGAACGCACGUCGAGCCGCCAUACCAGGAAGUAAGCCGCACGUAAGACUGUCCCCGCAGAACAAAGCAGGAAACACUUACUUCGGAGUCCAAAAUUUCGGCCUCCUUUCAACCGAACUCCAUGACGGGACUCGCUGGCAUUUCUUCGCCUUAGGCUGCUUCCGUCGUCUAUCGUGGGACGCUGCGAUCGGAGUCUGUGAAGGCCCACACGCGGUGUGGUGAUGGACUCCACCUUGGUUCAAGUGGACAAGAAUCUGACAGAAGCCAUGAGGAUCUUGGGAGAUGGACAAAGAGAGCUGGAAGCAGGAACACUUUUCAGUAAAACCAGCAUCCCUGCCCCCCUGCAAGGAGACGGUCAGAAUGUCGCCACGGUUCUGCACCUUGUUCACAGCCUCAUCCAUGAAAAUGAGGAGGGAGAAGAUAAUCCAAGCCCACACAGAAUGCAGAAUGUUGGUGAACAAGGUCACAUGGCACUACUGGGGCACAGUCUGGCAGCCUACAUCUCAGUGAUGGACAGAGAGCGACUUCGGAAGCUGACUACUCGGAUCUUGUCUGAUACCACACUGUGGCUCUGUAGACUGUUCAGAUAUGAGAACGGUUCAGCCUACUUCCAUGAAGAUGACAGGGAAGGCUUGGUCAAAGUUUGUCGACUUGUUAUCAAUGCUCGCUAUGAAGAGUAUGCCUCUGAAGGCUAUGUUGUCCUCAGCACAAAACAGCCUGUCAUCUAUCAGAGCGCGUCCUGCAGGCCUGGCUUGGGACAGCAUUUGUGCAACCAGCUUGGCUUGCCUCUCUCCAGUUUGUGCACAGUCCCUUGCAACACCAUUUUUGGAUCCCAACAUCAAAUGGAUGUUGCUCUUUUGGACAAACUAAUCAAAGAAGACAUAGAAAGCGGGAAGCUUCCUUUGUUGUUGAUCGCCAAUGCAGGUACCGCUGGGGCAGGUCAUACUGAUAAGUUGGGGCGCCUCAGGGACUUGUGUGACGAAUACAAAAUCUGGCUCCAUAUGGAGGGGGUCAACUUGGCUACCCUGGUGCUGGGUCAAGUCAACUCUGCUAUAAUGGUAGCAACCAGAAGUGACAGUAUGACACUGACGCCAGGUUUGUGGCUCGGACUGCCUGCUGUAACUGCCGUGACUCUCUAUAGACAUGAAGACCCGGCGCUGGCUCUUGCUGCCGGUUUGACCUCCAGUCAGCCUGUGGAGAAGAUGCGAGCGUUACCUCUUUGGCUGUCUCUGCAAUAUCUCGGUUUCUAUGGAAUUGUUGAGAAGAUAAGACAUGCCACCGAACUGAGCCAACAACUGCUGCUAAAGCUCAAUUCUGUGACCUCCGUCAAAACAUUGGUAGAAGAUGAACUCAGCUCUUCUGUGGUACUGAUCAAAUUUUCCUUGGAAAGUAGUGCAGCUUGCAGUGGUGGUUCAUUGGAGGCUUACAGUGCUGGAGAGAAAGAAGUGCUUGACGCAUUCAAUAGAUUGCUUGGAAAGGAGCUUGCAUUGAUGGUUCCCACCAGUGGCGUAGAUGUAGUGGAACUUGAGGAUGAGGGCACCUGUGUUCGUUUCAGCCCCCUCCUCACUGCUGCAGCUUGUGGGACUCAACUCAAAGAUGUCGAUGAACUGGUACAGAAACUGUCAGAGCUGGUGCCCGUAAUGACAUCCACGAUACGCUUGAGACAAGACUUUAAAGAGGAAACUCACCGGCACUCACCCUAUCUCACAUACAUAGAGGAACUUAGCUGGCCUGGCCUCGGAGCUGUCCGGUAUGAACCACAGGCUGCUGGUAUCGAUGAUAUCAGGAGAAUGGAAGAAAUGAAAAAAAUCACCUCUGAACUGCUGAAGAAAUUACAAGACCUGGACACCGAUAUCAUUUUCUCCACUGGCCCUGAUCUUGACAGUGAGGGAAGAGAGUGUGCUAUCUUCGUAGGCAUGGUAGCUGAAGACGUUGACGUUGCAGAGCUUGUAAAUAUAAUAGCUAACCUGGGUCGAGACAUUGAAGAGAGUGGACGGCUUCUGGAGAACAUGACCGAGGUGGUGAGGAAAGGCAUACAGGAAGCAGAGCAGGAGCUGCUGAAAGCCACUGAGGAGAAACUCAUGGAAGAGGGUGUGUUGAGACAGCUACCUUUGGUUGGUUCCAUGUUAAACUGGUUUUCUCCUGUUCAAACCUCAGUAAAAGGCAGGACCUUCAAUUUGGCAGCAGGUUCAUUGGACUCUACAGAGGUGACAUACUCCACCAAGGCACAGGCAGGCAGACCUCCCUUAAAAGAAUCCCCCACUUUGUCAUCAGAGAGACUGCAAGGUCAGAGGUUGUUUCGGCGCUCAGGGGCAAGUUCUGAUGCUCUCAGUGAAACCAGCUCUAUUGGACAUGCUGAUGGGACAACCGGCGUCCACCCAACCGCUUCUAUAUGUGUACCAGAGGAGGACUCUCAUGCUGCAUGUCAAGGCAUACCAGAAGAAAGGAUUCAGGAUUCUUGUGUGCAGAAGCAUGACCACAUGGAGGCUGGGCCAGUCUUGGAGGAAAGGAAGCCUGAAGGCCAAGAGGCCCAGCAGAGUGGAGAAUAGAGCACCUACUUUUGCAAACGUCCUCCAUCCGUCCCUAUAAUGGUUCCAGCCUACUGAUGAUUUAAGAAAAAUUACAUCGUGCAUUUACCUAUUUUUGUUAUAAAAGAAAAAGGGGAAUAAUGGUUUCUAUCAAAAGUGUUUGUUUCCAAUACGGUCAGUGAAGUCGAUCAGAAAAAUAGAUACUGUAACACUGUGAUUCUCAUUUCUAAUCAUUUGGCUUUUACCAGCAGCUGCAGUGUUCUGAGAAAUGUCUUUACACACAUCUUUUAAACUCACCUGGCGUAGAUACAUACAGUGGGGCAAAAAAGUAUUUAGUCAGCCACCGAUUGUGCAAGUUCUCCCACUUAAAAUGAUGACAGAGGUCUGUAAUUUUCAUUAUAGGUACACUUCAACUGUGAGAGACAGAAUGUGAAAAAUAAUCCAGGAAUUCACAUUGUAGGAAUUUUAAAGAAUUUAUUUGUAAUUAUGGUGGAAAAUAAGUAUUUGGUCAACCAUUCAAAGCUCUCACUGAUGGAAGGAGGUUUUGGCUAAAAAUCUCACGAUACAUGGCCCCAUUCAUUCUUUCCUUAACACGGAUCAAUCGUCCUGUCCCCUUAGCAGAAAAACAGCCCCAAAGCAUGAUGUUUCCACCCCCAUGCUUCACAGUAGGUGUGGUGUUCUUGGGAUACAACUCAGUAUUCUUCUUCCUCCAAACACGACGAGUUGAGUUUAUACCAAAAAGUUCUAUUUUGGUUUCAUCUGACCUCAUAAGAUUCUCCCAAUCCUCUGUUGUAUCAUCCAUGUAUCCAUUUUGGUAUAAACUCAACUCGUCGUGUUUGGAGGAAGAAGAAUACUGAGUUGCAUCCUAAGAACACCAAACCUACUGUGAAGCAUGGGGGUGGAAACAUCAUGCUUUGGGGCUGUUUUUCUGCAAAGGGGACAGGACGAUUGAUCCGUGUUAAGGAAAGAAUGAAUGGGGCCAUGUAUCGUGAGAUUUUGAGUCAAAACCUCCUUCCAUCAGUGAGAGCUUUGAAUGGUUGAUCAAAUACUUAUUUUCCACCAUAAUUUACAAAUAAAUUAUUUACAAUUCCUACAAUGUGAAUUCCUGGAUUUUUUUUUCACAUUCCGUCUCUCACAGUUGAAGUGUACUUAUGAUGAAAAUUACAGACCUCUGUCAUCAUUUUAAGCGGGAGAACUUGCACAAUCGGUGGCUGACUAAAUACGUUUUUGCCUCACUGUAUUACAGUCUUGGUUUUCUUAGUAAUCCAUUUCAAAAGGUCAGAGGAAAUCCAAAUCAUUGUUUCCCUUAAAACAUAUACAUAAUUAAUCUGUUCCAGACGCACCAAAAUAUGAACAAAACACAUUUAAUAGAGAUUAUUUUAAGAUUUACAUGCAAAAAACAAUGCUAAAUAUAUUUUUUUCUUUUUUUGUGGCUACCAACGCUUGGGAGUCUUUGUUCGGGCACUCAAUUUCAAAGAAUGUUACACGGGCAAACGGACUUGUUGAUUGGCCGUACAAAUAACUAACACUAUACAGAAAAGGAGGCUAAGUUGUGGCAAAAAUGUUCGGCGAACAAAUGAGUCAUACGAGAACCAAGUUACCGCUAUAUUUUACUUUCAAAGCUAGUGGCACGGGUGAAAACUACACAUUCAGGGCAAAAUGUGUGGGAAUAAUUAGAAAAUUGCCUAUUUUGGGGCAGGUAAUAUUGUCCUUAUUAAUUGCACUAGAGGGGACUUAGUGGAGAUACCCAGUCAAGGUAACCAUUUAUUCAAUGCUGAUUAAAAUACUAAUACCAAUUUAAUAUGCAUUCCAAAAGGUAUGAUUAAGUGUUCAAUGACAGGUUCUUUAAAACUCAAGAGAUCCCUUGUUUUGUUUUUCACUUACACUUCCAACUCAAUAGGUGAUUUCAGGGGGAAAAAAACCAACACAAUUAUUGAAAAAGGGAGUAACUAUCUCCCAGCACAAAGGUCAGACUUUGGGUGUGGUUGGUCAACAGUGCUGCACACAUCUGAAAAGGGGGUUUGGUCUACUCUCUUAAGUCUCCUUUUACAGAUUUCUCAAAAUCCUUAGGGUUCUAAGGCGGUCUGUUGCUUGCCACCUUAAAGUUCCAGCGCUUUUGGCAGAUUUGAUGUGGGUUAAAGGCUGGCUAGGCUACGCUAGGAUAUGAAUGUGCUUUUUUUGAGCCACUCUUUAGUUGCUUUGGCCAUACAUUUGGGGGUCAUGCUGGAAGACCCAUUGAUGACCCAUCUUCGGAGUUCUGACUGAGGCCUGAAGGUUGUAAUCCAAUACUGUACAGUACAUGGCACCAUUUAUUGUCCGCUCAAUAUAAUGAAGUCUUCCUGUGACCAGCGAAUCACCUCCUAAGCAGAAUGUUUCCGCCUCCAUGUUUAAUAGCCAGGAUGGUGUUCAGAAUCUCUGCCUACAAACACAACCAGCCUUGUUGAUGCCAAAGAGCUUGAUUUAGUCUCUGGCCGCAUCACGUUCUCCCAUGCCUUCUCUGAAUCUUUAUGGUGUUCAUUAGCAAACUCCGGAUGGACAAAGUAAACAAAAUCAUCAGGGAUCACAUAAAUAUAAUUUGAAUCCUAUAACUUGAUGAUGACUUUGCUGACAGUUUAGAUUUAACGUUGAACAACAUUUUUGCAGUCAUGUAAUAAUUGCACAAGCUUCUGGGGCAGGAUUAACUUUAAAUCAUGUAAAUGUGUGAAUUGUUUGUGUAAAUCAUUCUAUCACAGAUUGCUUUUUGCAUCAUAUUUAUUUCUAUUUCAAUAAAUUUUGCCUUUUCCAAGAUAUCCCACCUGGCCUGGCUGAAAGUAAUUUAGGGGAAUACCCUCAAAACAAGUGCCAUAAUAAAUGAGGUUAUAUGAGUGGAUGAAGACCUUGCACCGUUAGUGUAUGUUUGCAUCUAUGACAAUAAAAUCUGCAAAUAAUAAA